Molecule: messenger RNA, 918 nt
Organism: Arabis nemorensis
Lineage: Eukaryota; Viridiplantae; Streptophyta; Magnoliopsida; Brassicales; Brassicaceae
Source: the annotation of a GenBank genome assembly
AUGGAACCAUCUGGAGUUAGUAGUGUUGAGAAGAGACCUAUAGUUGACAUGGUCAAGGAUAAAAAUGGAACCGAUCAGAUUCUUCUUCAGAGUCCUAAAGGUGCUUCUGUAAAGAUUAGUUUACAUGGAGGACAAGUUCUUUCUUGGAAGACUGAGAAGGGUGAUGAAUUGUUAUUCACCAGCGCUAAGGCCAACUCGAAGCCUCCUCAUUCGGUACGAGGAGGAAUUCCUAUAUGCUUUCCUCAGUUUGGAACUCGGGGAUCACUUGAACAACACGGGUUUGCAAGAAACAAGAUGUGGCUUUUGGAAAAGAAUCCACCCGCUUUACCUUCAUUUGAUUCAACUGGCAAAGCCUAUGUCGAUUUGGUACUUAAGGCAUCUGAUGAAGACACAAGGAUCUGGCCUCACAGCUUUGAGUUUCAUCUGAGAGCUUCAUUGGCAUCAGAUGGGAACCUAACACUGAUAUCUCGAGUCAGAAACAUCAAUUCUAAGCCUUUUAGCUUUUCCAUUGCUUACCACACUUACUUCUCCAUUUCCGAUAUCAGUGAAGUUAGAGUUGAAGGGCUGGAAACUCUUGACUAUCUUGAUAACUUGCACAAUAAAGAGCGGUUCACAGAGCAAGGCGAUGCGUUAACCUUUGAAUCCGAGAUCGAUAGAGUGUACCUAAACUCUAAAGACGUGGUUGCGGUUUUCGACCAUGAGAGAAAACGUACAUUCCUCAUCAAGAAAGAAGGUCUACCCGAUGUCGUGGUAUGGAAUCCAUGGGACAAGAAAGCUAAAGCAUUGACGGAUUUGGGAGAUGAAGAGUAUAAACAGAUGUUGUGUGUUGAUGGAGCAGCCAUUGAGAAACCCAUCACCUUGAAACCGGGUGAAGAAUGGACCGGGAAAUUGAUUCUAUCGGUUGUUCUUUCUACCUGA